AGGAAGACAGAAUAAACGAGAACAGACCAGAAGGGUAGAGAAAACAAGGAAAGCAGGAGCAAGAGAAAGAGAAGGAAUAGAUAAUAAGCAAAAGGAAACUACAGGAAGAAGAAGGAAAACAGAACAAAUGGCAGGCGAGAUAAGAACAAAGAUAACACAAGAAAGAGUAGACAAAAGGGAAGUAGGAGAGAAUAAGGUAAAAGGAAGAAAGAGAGAAUACAAGAAAAUGAACGGGAGAAAAAAACAAUGGAAACAGGAAGAGAAGAAUGCUAGAAAUAAGGAUGAGAAGCACGACAAGAGGCAAAAUAACGUAAAAGAAGCAUGGGGAGGAAGAACAGGAAAGAAAGGAACAGAUAUAGAAAAAGAAGUAAAAGAAGGGAAAAAAAAACGGGAUAACAAUAAGAGUAGCAGAGAAAAAAGUAAACAAGAGAGAGAAAGACAGCAAAAGGGGAGAGCUAGAGAAAUAGGGAAGGACAGACAACAAGAGAAAGAAGAAAACGGGACGGAAGCAAGAAACAGAAAAAAGAGCAUAUGGGCAGUAAGAAGCAAAAGAGAAAGCCAUCGAGAGAAACGGGAAAAAAAUAAUACAAGAGGAACAGAAAGGAAACAGGAAAUAGUAAAGAAAGACAAGAAAGAAGGAGCAAAGCAAAGUGAGUACAGGAACGCCGAAACAGCGAAAGACGAGAAAGCAGCAAGAAAGGGUAAGAAAGCAGUAAGCCAAAAAACGACAAGCGAGAGAACCGAUAACGGAAAGGAAGAAAUGAUGGAAAAGAGGAAGACAGAAUAA
Acaulospora morrowiae is the source of this 787-nucleotide messenger RNA. Lineage: Eukaryota; Fungi; Glomeromycota; Glomeromycetes; Diversisporales; Acaulosporaceae. The record is from the annotation of a GenBank genome assembly.